Molecule: messenger RNA, 956 nt
Organism: Chironomus riparius
Lineage: Eukaryota; Metazoa; Arthropoda; Insecta; Diptera; Chironomidae
Source: the annotation of a GenBank genome assembly
AGUUAUUGACGAGAUUUACUGUUGAACGGACUGAAACUUACAAGAGGAACUAGCAAAUAAAUAAAGUAUCAAUAAAUUUAACAUAAAGUGACAUAAAGAGACCAAAAUGAAAUUCAACUACUUUUUCAUCCUUUUAAUUUCAUCGUUCAUUAUAAUUGCCAAUUGUGGUAUUCUUGAUUUCAUUUCACUUGACGACGAAGACGAUGCACCACAAAAGCGUGAUCGUGAGAAUGAUUGCGUGUGCUUAAAAGGAAAUGCUGAGGGAAAUAACUGCGUUUGCUGUUUGGACUUCCAAUUCUCUGAUAGUUUCCGACUUGACCCAGCAUGUGUUAAGAUCAGAUAUGUCUCACAAUCCGAAGGUGUUCAUAUGAAUCUUACAUUAGGAAAGUCAUACUCAAAAGCAGCAACAAUCAAGACUGACAAACCAGAAGAACCCGUCUGCUUAUCAAUGUUGGGAGGAGUUGCUAAAAUGUGCUCAAAAUUCAAUGGAUUAAUUCCAAGUUCAAAUAACGGUCUUGUUGGAUGUCUCACAAUGCAACCAAAAAUAUUCGGUGAAUCUCCAGUGACUUUUGAUUUUCCAUGCUUUGAUUUGAAUCAACAAGAAAUCCGAAUGAUUGAAGGACCUAAGAAGACUGAAGAGGAAGAAAAGGAUGAAACUAAUGAAACUGAUACACCAGAACCAACUGAAGAGGACGAGACAAUUGGUGGUAUUAGAGUCGGUGAUAUCCUUAGUGUCGUUAGCAGAACAGCUGAUCAAGGUAUCAAAAUUAUCACAGAAUUCUUAGGACUUGGUGAUGACGAGAAGAAGCCAGCAGCUGUAGAAAGCAAAACAGCUCCUGAAGACACAAAGAAUGAGACCAAAAAGACAUAAGGCGGAUCUGGAAGUCCACAAAAACUAUAUGCACUUCCGUUUAUCAUAAAAUUAAUUUUAAUGCUUUAUUUAUUUUUAAAUUUUA